AGCAGAUAUUCGUUCAAUCUUUUAUUGAUCUGAGAACAUGGAGACACAGACGGGUGUUUGGCUCCUGGCAGCGCUGCUGGCGACCCUGCUGGUCUCUGUUUUAGCCGAAGAUAAAUACAUCGCUGUUGGUGGUAACCUGGAGCUGAGGCCUCAACCAUCAGCAGCCAUAACCAACAUCCUGUGGAAACACAACAACAAUCUGCUGGCAGAGUGGGUGGAGGGAGCAAUUCAUCUGACAUACUACAGUACGUUUAAAGACCGCACAACCCUGAACACAACCACUGGACGAUUGGAAAUCAAGAACAUGGGAGAAGCUGACGCGGGGCUGUACUUAGUGGAAAUCAACAGCCAUGCCCAGAGUCCGAGCUAUGAUGUUAAAGUGAUCAAAGAAGUGCCCAAGCCUGAGGUGGUGUUGCGACCAGUGUCCUGUAAUGGGGAUUCAGAAGCGUGCACGCUGUCCUGUGAUGGAGACACUGGAGGGGCUGAACCUGUGACCUACAGCUGGAAGGAGGGAGCCGGAGACUGGAAGGAGUCGGGACAGGAUAUGAAAAUCAACAAGACUCAGACAGAUGUUGAAACAUUUUCCUGCAAGAUAAAGAACCCGGUCAGUGAGAAAGAAAGUGAACCCAAAAAUAAUCUGUUCUUCCAAAGAAAUCUUCCAGACUUUGAACUCUGGACUAAGGUUUUAGGGACUGUGAUAAGAUCCUUGACAAUCUUUGCCCUCUUUGGGACUGUUGUCGUACACUUUGGGUAUCUAAACCGAGAGACCGUCAGGAAGCUGAUGUGUCCAUGUCAGCGUGGAAAAGGUGACGAUAACGCAGCUCGAGGUGGACGAUCACCUCCAUGUCCUGAUAGAGAUUAAAGCACGUCAGCCCUGCAGCCACUUCAGACUGUGUCACAUCAUUUUAACCAUCUCUCUGGUGAAGGUCAGUCUUCAGACAAACUCAAAUGUGGAUCAGUCUUCCUGUGGAGCUUUGACUUAAAACAAUCUAGCUGUGAAGUGUAAAAAAGACUUUUUGAGAUGUUUUUACAGAUAGAUAUUCAAAACAAUAAGAGAUUUUCUAAUUGCAAUCAUUUUGCAUUGCAUGUACAUUCUUACUGAAUCAUGUUAUAUUUUACUUCUAUUCUUCUUACUACUGACAAGUGUUUAUCAUUUAUUGUUAACUAUGCAGCAGUUCUCUGAUGAAGACAGCAGCGCAACACAGCCGGUAAUACACAAAAGUCUUAGCAAACAGUCUAAACAAUAGAUUAAUAAUGAAAUAAAGAACUACUUGGUGGUGGAAAGUUACUCAGUAGAUACAACUGUCUAACUUUGCUUCCACUUAAAUCCAACUUUAGACAUUUUAAAAGCAUAAAUUGUAACUUAGGUUACGUUUACUUUGCAGGAUGUUUUACAUUUUAAGAAUAAAUAAUAAGGCUCCAAA
Messenger RNA from Micropterus salmoides (largemouth bass), 1424 nucleotides. RefSeq lists its product as uncharacterized. The record is from RefSeq and is a predicted model, not a curated record. NCBI's taxonomy places the organism in Eukaryota, Metazoa, Chordata, Actinopteri, Centrarchiformes, Centrarchidae. The transcript has a single exon. Bases 38 to 862 code for a protein of 274 amino acids.